Messenger RNA from Rhododendron vialii, 643 nucleotides. RefSeq names its product dirigent protein 11. The transcript has a single exon. Lineage: Eukaryota; Viridiplantae; Streptophyta; Magnoliopsida; Ericales; Ericaceae. The record is from RefSeq and is a predicted model, not a curated record. Bases 93 to 614 code for a protein of 173 amino acids.
UUUGGUAGCCAAAGCUUCUACAAAAACCUCCCAUAUUUGAGGUAACCCUAUGAGGAGCAAGUCUCCAACGAAGCACUCACUGUAUCCAAAAUAUGCUUCCAAACAUCAUAUUCUGCACUGCAGUCUCUAUAGCCAUACUAACAGUUGCCCUCUUAACCUUAUUCUCCCCAGUACCCCAUGCAGAGAACCCCAAUGAUCCUUGGUUGGCUCUCUCUCUGUAUAUCCAACAAUCACAAGUACCCAGCUCCGGUACAAAGCGGGUGGCACAAUCGAGCGAUGGAGCUUUGCUUUUCCACCGGAAACUCACGCAGGGGCCGGAAAACACUUCUCCGGUUAUUGGAAAAGCUCAGGGCUUCAUAAUCCCUGUCCAGCACUUUGCGCAUUCGGCAUUCAAUCUUAUUUAUCUCAGUUUUCAUACACGAGAGUAUUCGGGGAGCCUUAGUGUUGAAGCCAAGAAUUUUGCGCACAAGGAGAGAGGAAAACUUGAUGUUGUUGGAGGCACUGGUUCCUUUGCGUUUGCUCGCGGGUUUGCUGUUUUCACACAAAUAGAUCACGAAUUCUUUCACUUAAAGCUACACCUUAAAUUCCCCAAUCGAUCCCAUAUGAUACCGUGAUAACUUACACGUUAACGGUUCUAUCAUCA